AUGGCGUCCCUUGGACCCGCAGUCUCGUCGCUGAGGUCCUCGUUGUCGCUGCUUGACUCGAGCAUCUCCAUUCUCGACGAAGGCGUGUCCGACUUUCCCCGUCUAUGCAAGGUGCUGCAAACGCAACAGCAUUUCGAACUUCUACCCGAGCCCACCCUCCGAGAGGCACAACAGUCGCUAGUCGAUGAGAUUGUGCCUGCCAUUAACCAGUUGUUGUCGACAGUGGACAAGUACGUGAGCCAACUUGGGAGGAAAGAGGAGAGUCUGAGGGCCCGCUCGGAGUUGCUGGAAGGGCGAUUGAACAACAACAGACGAAGUUCCAGCUUUGGUGGUGUCAGACAGCCAACCCGUAGCAGCAGGCCUUCCCAUACACCCGGUCUAACCGAUACGAAAAUCCUAGAGAUGAAACGAAUGCAGCAGAAGAAAGAGCGGUUACAAUAUGCCAUUGAAAGACUGGAAUUGCAGUGCAAGCAACGCGAGCGAGAACUCAGAAAGAGUAUGGCAAUCGUCCAAGAUUGA
Molecule: messenger RNA, 519 nt
Organism: Exophiala spinifera
Lineage: Eukaryota; Fungi; Ascomycota; Eurotiomycetes; Chaetothyriales; Herpotrichiellaceae
Exons: 1
Coding region: 1-519 (172 amino acids)
Biological process (GO): attachment of spindle microtubules to kinetochore
Cellular component (GO): DASH complex; spindle microtubule
Source: RefSeq, a predicted model, not a curated record